CCCCACCCGAGAAUCCGUCAGUCAGGCGGAGCUUCCCGUCCAUGGCGAUCUCUCUCUCUCUCCUCCCUCUCUCUCCUCCGGUUCAUCGCUUCUAGCCGACGUCGAUCGGUCGGAGUAGUCGCCGGCGCGCCCAAAAGAUCGCGGCUUGAUCGCUCCCCGACCGGGAGCGACCCUCCGCCUCCUCCUCCUCCAUGUCGGCUUCGGACAACGAAGACGAGAGCCUGGCCAACUUCCUCGAGUCCGAGAUCCUCUCCGAGGAAAGCGUCGACGCCGCCGCGGCCGCGGCCGUCGCCGAGCCGGAAGCGAAGCGGCAGCGCUCGGGGGGAGAAGGGGCGCCGGAGGAGGGAGAAGGCGAUGGCAGGAGCAGCGGCAGAAGCGCGGUCUCGUUGAGGUUCGACACUGGGAUCCUGAGCAAGAUACCUCCCGAGCUGUUCCCCAACAUCCUCAAAUUCCUCUCGUCCGAGGAUCUCAUGGCGUGCUCGAUGGCGUGCAAGUCGCUGAAUUACGCAGCGUCUGAUGAAUCCUUGUGGCGCCGACUGUACCGAAUUCGGUGGGGUCUGCUGCCACCAACUAAUAAGAUACGACAAUCCGCGUGGAAGAAGCUCUAUAUCCAGCGCGAUGAAGAGGACCUGAGUGAACUUGUCAGAAACUGCCCAGCAGAGUUUAAAGAAUACUACAUCCAAAUGCAAGCUGCAAAGAGAAGCCAAGCACCUCUUCCUUCACAGGUGAAUGAUGAUCGGAUGAUUCUUGAUAAGACAGUCGCUGAUCAAGUGUCUAUGUGGAAAAGCAGCAAGGGGUUCACUGAUGCAUUGGUUCUGGACCACGUUUGUUCAGGAGAAACAUGUUCUUAUCACCAAAUUGGCGAUGUCUUCGUUUGUGAGAAGACUGGAAAUGUUCACGUCUGUGAUGAGACGUGCAGAGAAACAGUUAUGGAUCCUGCCAAUGAGCUCUUGGUUUGCAAAAUAUCUGGACACUGUUUAGAUAGGCUGCUGUCAGCUGCUGAAAUGGAGCCUGAUGCUGAGCAGCAGCAAGGUGGUGUGACAGAUGAAGCUGAACCAUUCAUGGGAUCUGGUCGAUUUGCACGAGCUUAUUUAUUGGGAUACAAUUGCGAUGACGAAAGCGAGUUAGAUGCUGUGUUGAGGUUUUGCUGAAUUUUGGGGAUGGCAUGUAUAUGGUUUUGCAGGUCAGCAAAACUGUCCGAGUGUUUGUCCAUUUGAAUAGCUGAUGCCAGCCUAGUCUGUAUAGUUAUAUUCAAAAUAAUAUUAUUAGAUGACAGAAAAUUUGUUUAGGGUUCCUACGAACUCUCAUGGUGUAAUCUGGUUGGAUAGAUGUUAACAUCUCUAUGGAAACAUGUUGUCAAAGGUUUCCCCUGAUAUUUUUACCAUGA
Molecule: messenger RNA, 1387 nt
Organism: Syzygium oleosum
Lineage: Eukaryota; Viridiplantae; Streptophyta; Magnoliopsida; Myrtales; Myrtaceae
Product: F-box protein SKIP31
Exons: 9
Coding region: 192-1151 (319 amino acids)
Molecular function (GO): protein binding
Source: RefSeq, a predicted model, not a curated record